AUGUGGACGAAGGGGAAGAAGAGCGCGUUUUUGGCACCGAGGGGCAGGAAGCGGGAGUUCCCUAUACGUGCCGUGGACUACGAGCUGCUCGAGCCCAUCGGCGACGGCGCCACCGCUGUCGUGCGCCGCGCGCGCUGCCUGCCGCUGGGCGGCGAGGUCGUCGCCGUCAAGAUUAUGAAUAUGGCGCACCGCACCGAGUCCGACGUGAACAAUGCUUCGGAGGAAGUGAAGACCAUGAUUAUGAUUGACCACCCAAACCUUCUUAGCGCAUACUGCUCGUUUACAGAAGGCGAAGCCUUGUGGAUCGUAAUGCCCUACAUGGCUGGAGGUUCGUGCUACCACUUGAUGAAGUCUUCGUACCCCAAAGGAUUCGACGACGAGAACUUCAUAGCGUUUGUGCUACGCGAAACCCUGAAAGGUUUAGAAUACCUUCACGAGAAUGGUCACAUACAUCGGGAUGUAAAGGCUGGAAACAUACUGCUUGAUCAAGAUAAAGGAGUCAAACUAUCGGAUUUUGGAGUUACCGCCAGCCUUUAUGAUUCAAUAAUCAAUAGACAUGGCAAAAGAAAGACGCUUGUUGGGACGCCUUGUUGGAUGGCCCCUGAAGUUAUGGAGCAAAAGGAUUACGAUUUCAAGGCAGAUAUUUGGUCGUUUGGAAUUACUGCACUUGAGCUUGCUAUUGGCCAUGCACCAUUUUCUAGCCAACCUCCAGCAAAGGUUUUUCUCAUGACGUUGCAACAUGCCCCUCCAUCACUUCAUAACACAAAGGAGAAGAAGUUUACAGACUCUUUUAAGAGUAUGAUUGCCACUUGUCUCAUUAAAGAUCCAACAAAGAGGCCACCUGCAAAAAAGCUAUUAAAGCACCCAUUUUUCAAAAGAGCAAGGUCGGACCAUAAUGCCGUGAAAUGUAUGCUAAAUAAAUUGCCAUCAUUGGCUGAGCGGAUGCAAUUUAUAAAGGAAAAUGAAGCGAAGUUGCAAGCAGAUAAAAAACCUCUUGAUAACUGCAAAGAGAAAGCAUCACAGGAAGAGUAUAGAAGAGGUGUGAGUGAGUGGAAUUUUGAUAUUUCAGACUUAAAAGCACAAGCGGCAUUGUACCCCGAUGAGAAUGAAGCAGAAGACUUUUUACGUUUUCUAUUUGAACUUGACAUUGUUGAUGAAACUACCCAGUUAAAAGAUAUUAGAGCACAAAGUCACUCUAUAAAUGAUGAUAGAAUGAAUGUUGGUGAUGAUGGCUCAGGAAAAUCAAAUUCAACAAGUCCAAUGUCUUUAUCUCAAAGUGUGAAGCAGCUUGAUAAAGGAAGUCCUAAUGGCCUUGUGCGCAAUGAGUCAUUUGAAAUUCAUUCCAUAUCACCUGCUAAGCAACCGACAAGAGCAGUUUCUACUUGCAAGGAUGUUGAUGAAUAUUUAGAGAAAACGGCUUUUCAGAAGGGUCGUUUUAAGGUGAUACAUGAUUAUAGCAAGAUUGAAGGAGCAACGCCGAGAGAGAAGGAGUUAUUAGAACGUAUCAGUAGUUUAGAGCAAAUGCUUCUUGCUACCCAAGAUGAAGUUGAGAGGCUUAAAGCAAAGGGGUCAAAAGGAGCAGAGGGAUGUCUACAACAACAAUAG
Molecule: messenger RNA, 1605 nt
Organism: Miscanthus lutarioriparius
Lineage: Eukaryota; Viridiplantae; Streptophyta; Magnoliopsida; Poales; Poaceae
Source: the annotation of a GenBank genome assembly